Molecule: messenger RNA, 816 nt
Organism: Phycomyces blakesleeanus NRRL 1555(-)
Lineage: Eukaryota; Fungi; Mucoromycota; Mucoromycetes; Mucorales; Phycomycetaceae
Exons: 6
Coding region: 1-816 (271 amino acids)
Source: RefSeq, a predicted model, not a curated record
AUGAACAUUCAAUUAUUAUUUGAAGACGGGAAAGGUUCUGUUAUCGACAAAUAUGGCCGACCUGAACCAAUGAAUUAUACUAUUGAUGAGGAGCAAUUUCGUCUUGAAACAUUGAGCUCUCCUACACAAUAUUUCGCACAAUUUCCUCUGGAGAGUGAGAAUAAAGCAGAGAUAAUGCAGAUGAAAAAGGAGACAAAGGCUAGUCAAUCUGUCUAUCUCCCUAGUAGAACCAAGAAGCCUUCAAAUUUGUUCUAUCUCUUUGCAAAGACAUGGCUACUGGAUGUGCUUUCUUGGGUUCUCACCGUCUCUCACUUUAGAAAAUACACAACAAAAGCCGAACAUCAAGGCAGUAUGGAACCAGUGCUUCAGGACAACAACAAAAGCAAUGCUGAAUCUUCAAAAAGUUGGAAGCACAAUUUAUUUACAAUGAAACAAAGCAGUCUGCGCGUGUUGAAAACCAAUGCAGCAAAAAAAAACUUAUCACACGUCUAUAUCCUUGGACUGUGGGCCGCGACAUUAUUCAAAUGUGCAAUAAACUACCUAUUGAAGCCGAUGCGACGAUACUACAUCUGGAUUGUAACAUCCAUUUUCAUGAAAGAGAUACCCCCAUUCAGCCAACAGACGUUCCAGGAAAACAAAGUAUCUCAUCCUCGGCUGUUGAUAUUGGCCCACAUCCUCAUGCUCUGUUCACAGCAUGUAUCCCAGUUCUGCUCGCAUCCUGCCCCGCCAAAGCCGCAUGGAGGAGUUUAUUACAAUAAUGAAACACGAGACAAUGUCAAUUACGACACUUGUCCAAGCAUUUGUGAUAAUUUUUAA